UGGACGCCGUGCAAAGGCUGGGUGCGGUUUGCUGCUCGUCGUGCUGUGGCCGCCGCGUUCCGAAAGCCGCGAUCGUCGGGCUCCGGUGACGGACAACACCCCCGGCCUGGCUACCCGGGAUUGAGGCUCGGGAUACGGAAACCUGUCGCGCCGCCGAGCGCCCAUUGGUUUUGUGUAGUGCGUGUGUGUGUGUGUGUGCAGCCGUGCGCGCGUGUUGUGUUGACUCGUGGGCCGUGCGUCGUUCGUGCGCUCACGCGAGCAAGUGGCGAGCGCGGCGACAUCAGCGCGGGAAAUUCGAAGCUGCAAAUGAAUCCUUCCGGGGAAGUGUUCUGGAACUCGCCGGCCGCCACCGAAGGCCACGGGCGUCAGUUCGACGCCUAUUGGAGCGAGUGCGACCACUUCCGAAUCGACGACGAUGAAGAGGAAGACGAUCGAGCGACCCACCAGAAUCCAGAGGAGCAGGAUGCGGACUGGCUCCGCGAGGUGGGACUCGACUUUGUGCUUGACGAUGUCCUCGGGUCAAGUGGUGGGACUCACCAUCACCAGCAUAGCGACGGAUCUGCGCCACCUGUGGCGCCCCCUCCGGCGGCCCGGUCGUACGUGCGUACUCUGAGCCGGGAGCAGGCAGCGGCCGUCCAGAGGCGGCUGGACACGGUCACUCUGCGUCGGCGCAAGCACCACGCGCGCCAGGACGUGCGCAACGUGUUCGACCCGGCCGCCCACCAGAAUGCCAGCGAUGCCUCGGACGGACGCCGUGGCGAGAUGCGCCUGUCGACCGCCGCGCCACCCAGCGGUCGAGCCCCUCCGGGGCCACUGUGGAAGAACCACUGGAACCAGUACGACGCCAUCGCCACGCCCGACGUCAAAGGCGUGGCCGUGCUGGGGUUCAAGAUGAAAGGGACCUUGCGAGGACCGCCGGCGGAAGCGGCGUCCCUCACGCCACCAGAAGAGGAGGACGAGGACGAGUCGCCGGUCGCUGUCCAGCCCGGAGUCGACUGGACCUUGCAACCCGGCUUCAACGACUCAUUCAGCUUGGGCAGCCAAGACCAGGAGCUCCCUCUGGUGACCCUGUGCGAGCAGCCCACGGGCGUCACGGUGCCCAGCCACCUGUCGCCGGCUGACUGGCGCAAAGUUCGCAGCCUGGCGCUCAUCGAACUCACCGCACUUUUCGACCGACUGGGCAUCACUUACGCUCGGCGCAAGAACACGCGCAGGAAAACCAAAGAGAGCCCGCUGUACGGAGUGCCACUGACGACUCUGCUGGAGCAGGACAACGCAAGGCACGCUCCGGUGCAACAUAAGGUGCCGCUCAUCAUCAGGGAGAUUCUGGAUCAUUUGCGUCGCCACGGACUUCAGGAGGAAGGCAUCCUGCGCGUUUCUGGUUCCGCACUCAAGAUUGACGCGCUGCGGUCCGAGCUCGAGUCGUGCUACAACGGGAGUCGUAAUCCCGAGCAGAUCGGAGCAGUGCUGAGCCGAUUCGGCGUGCACGAGGUUGCCGGCCUGCUGAAGCAGCUCCUGCGGAACCUGCCUGAGCCGCUGCUCACCAACAAGUACGCCGAAGCCUUUCUGCACGUGGAAGGCAUUCCUACCUUGCUGGAGCAAAUCAAAGCCCUCAACUUGCUCGUGCUGCUACUGCCGGAAGCAAAUCGCUCCACCUUACUGGCUCUGGUCAACUUCCUGGCGGACGUGACGGAGCGAGACGGCCGGAACCGCAUGUCGGUACAGAACGUGGCCAUGAUCAUCGCCCCCAACUUGUUCGCCCCGAAGCGGCGCAAGGCGACCGAGGAGAACCUGCGAGUGGCGCGCGCUGCCACCAACGUCACGCGGAUGCUGAUCUGGUACCAGCAGCUGCUGUGGAUUGUGCCGUCUCAGUUUAUGGGCCAGAUUCGCCUGGAGUACAGGAUACACUACGAGAAGAAGCACGCCAAAGAAAACAAGAAGAAAAGGAAUCAGCGAAAAGACCGCACCUCUUGGUUUGAACCGCGGGAUAACGAAGAUACCGUGUUUCGUGUUCGCGUCGACCACGAGGGACAGACGGGCACGACGCACCAGGUGGCGCUGAACGACGCCACUACCGCCGGCAGUGUGGUGGGCGAGGUGUUCCUGGCCAUGCACUUCGAGGCGCGCAAGAGGGACAUCGCCACCGGCAAAGGAUCGCCGCAUGGGAGGUCCACGGAACAUCAUUCUGGAGACAGUCGCUUCGCUAGUGACGUCAAUACCUUCCUGCAAUACCACUGGCUCUACGAGGUUGGCGGCUACAUAGGUUGGCGCCAGCUGGAACACAGCACCAACGUGACCGCCGUUCGAGCGGAGAAUCCCGUUGCCGAGUGGGUGGUGCGCUGCCACCACAUCCGAUGACCGCUCGCGCGCCAUUAUUCUAGUGGCAUUCCAAAGUUCCACUUUGUUUUCUCACGUUCCUGCCCGGCAGUGCAACCUGCCCUCAACUCAACAGGCUUGUUGAUUGCCAGCCGGGUGCUCGCACAGAAACCAGCCAUAAAACUUAACCCUGUCAGGCUGCUUGAGUAAGCGUCUUCAGAGAAUGGUGUAUAGGAGCGCUGGCGAGCUGGUGUUUAUCGGCGAAGUGCCCAGUGCGAGGAUAAAAAAGAGCAGCUGAAA
Molecule: messenger RNA, 2616 nt
Organism: Rhipicephalus microplus (southern cattle tick)
Lineage: Eukaryota; Metazoa; Arthropoda; Arachnida; Ixodida; Ixodidae
Product: rho GTPase-activating protein 18
Biological process (GO): regulation of actin filament polymerization; signal transduction; regulation of small GTPase mediated signal transduction
Cellular component (GO): cytoplasm
Molecular function (GO): GTPase activator activity
Source: RefSeq, a predicted model, not a curated record